Messenger RNA from Camponotus floridanus (Florida carpenter ant), 4244 nucleotides. RefSeq names its product MOG interacting and ectopic P-granules protein 1 (gene MEP-1). Bases 461 to 3859 code for a protein of 1132 amino acids. Gene Ontology annotation, cellular component: nucleus. The record is from RefSeq and is a predicted model, not a curated record. NCBI's taxonomy places the organism in Eukaryota, Metazoa, Arthropoda, Insecta, Hymenoptera, Formicidae. Gene Ontology annotation, biological process: regulation of gene expression. The transcript is spliced from 10 exons.
GUUUCGUCGACGGUGGUAAGAGGAGCGGAUCGCUGACGUCCGCGUCGCGUCUGGAGUAUAAACACGCGAGUGCAGAAGCGGGUUCACGGGCCCUCGCCACGAAUCAUCCUCGACCUAUCGCGCCCUCGACGACUCUCGGAGCCGCCUGUACCGCCGCGGGUGCUCGCCGGACGACACACGGUUUUGUGAAUAUAAAUCGCGUAAUCGUGCUCCCCCGCGACUUGUGAACGAACGAGUAACAUCGGAAUAGUGCUCGAUUUGACUACUGCCGCGCGCAGCGAACGGCCCGAACGUCAUCAUCACCGUCGUCGCCGCCGACGAGGAGGAUCGCGGAUGAUGCACGCGAUCAUGUCGCGCCGUCCAACGUUCGCGUAGGCAACCCCGUUGUCGCCGUGGUCUUCUUCCUCCUCAUCUUACUCUUCAUUUCUAGAUCGACUGCGAGGCGGACCGCGGUGGACUCAUGGAAGGCACGUUGGAGGAGCCUGGUAUCAAGGACUCGUCUCGGAACGGUAGUCCCGACAGGCACCUGAAAGAUAUGAUUAUUCCAAAUGGUGUCAACGGGAACUAUAGCGUUGACAAUGAAGAAUACAUGGACAUCAGUGACAACAUGGGCAAGAAUAUAUUGAAGGAAUUUGUCACCGAAGAUGAAGAAGGUGAUGAAGAGGAAGGGGAUGAUGAAGAGGACGGAGAUGAGGAUGAUGAUGAUGAUGAUGAUGACGAGGAUGAGAGAGAAAUCGAGGGUCAAGAAAGAAAAAAUGAAGAUAGUGAGCAAAAUGAAGCAGUAGGUAAUUAUGAUAAAGAGGGUGAUGCAUUUGACUCGAAAAAUGACUUUAAAGUAUCCAAAUUGUCCGAUGGUGUGAGUGAGACGAACAAUUCUAGUGAAGUGUCUAAAACUGAAUCAGAGUGCAAAAACACAUCUUGUGAAGCUAUGGAGGUAGACGAACAGAGUAAUAACUCCGAUGUUGAGUGUCUCGAUGAAAGCAUUACAGAAAUACAAUUGGAUAAUGACGAUGUGUUCAUUUCGAAAAAGAUUGUCGACAAGCAAGACAAUGAUAUGUCGUCAAACUGUAGCUGUGACAGUAGUGAACUCGCUGACAGCAGCAUGGAGAAGACGGAUGUCAAGCUCUGCGAGGAGAAUGGAAGCUAUGACAGUCCAGAUAUCGAGGAGAUAACAGAUAACGCGAAGAAUAAUGGUCAUAAUGCGGAUCCGCGUGCUCUGAAGGAUCCCACGAAGCAGAGAAAACCGCGAAAACAAAUAGAUCUUAGUAGUAUUACGCCGAGAAGAAGUUCGCGCAAUAUUAAACGAACAAGUUACAUAGAAAAGGAGAUAGAGGAGGAAGUGGAUGACGAUGGAUCUGAUAUAGAAGAGAUUAAACCGGAGGAUCCAUUAGCUGGUAUCGAUAGUAAAGACAAGGAGAAUUCGAAAUUGAAGUCGCCAGUGAAGAACAGUAGUAAAACCACCAUCGUCGUUAAUGAUACUAAACGCCUGGUGGAGAUUGCCGCUGGUAGCAAAUCCAUCAAAGGUGGCAAAAAGGAACCUACAUUAGUCAUAAUAGAUACAAAUUCGAUUCUUUCAGGCCGCGGUGGGGUCCCCGUGAGCAACAGCAAGCCUCAUCAUUCUAUCUCCAAUUCUAGCUCAUUUUCAGUUGUCCCAGUAGGAGGCAUGACAACGCAGACAAUGUAUCCCAAUAUGAGGACGACCAUUACGCCAGUACCAAUGACUUCAAAGACGGCACAGCUGAGUCCAAAAGCCAGUAGUAUGACCACGGUUACGCCGACCACAGUACCGCCGAUUUUACCGACUCUGACUGAUGACAUGUUCGUAGUUGAAGCACCAUCCUUCAUAGUACCUUACGUAUACGAGAAACCGCCUCUAAGACCAUUAAAGGAAUUCGUCACCAAAUUGGAGAAAAGCAUCGAGGAAAGAGAAAAGGAGGAGAAGUCGAAACGAGUCGUCGAUGAGAAGGAUAACGAGGAGUAUAAGGAAGAUUCCUUGGAUAUUAUUAAGAAAAUCAAUGAAAAGUCUGACGAGAGUGAGAGCGAGGGACGAAGCAAGAGAGACGGAGAUGACAGAGGAAGUGACAAUUCCAUAGACCUGACCGAUCAUGGAUUCAGUAGUAUAAGCGACAGGCAGAGCGAACUGAGGCAGGAUGACAGAAAUAAAGUACCGACGUACUUCGACUUACCAUUGGGCAAGUUUUUCAUGCAGAUCGGGAUGAAUCUUGUACAGGAGUUUGUGCAAACUGAUCUCUUACGGACUCAAAAGCGUAAGCAGGGCAAGGGUAGCACAUCGGCCGAGACUCAAUUAGCUAUAAAUUCGCUUAUCAAGAAUCUAGAGUUUAGUAAAGAGAAUAACGAACCAUUCCACUUAGAGAUGAAGAAAUGCGAGUUCUGUAGUUUCAAAACGGAAUCGACAUUAGUCAUGCAGCAUCAUCUAGAGACCCCGCAUAUGCGCAACUACGUUUACAAGUGUAACUUCUGUCCGAUGGAGGUCCGCAGUCCCCACGAUAUUCUGUAUCACAUGGAGGCGGAGCACAAUACUCGCGGUAGACUGGAACGCGGCCCGGCUUUCCAUCAGUGUCCCAAUUGUCCGUUCGAGGACAAUCAGAAGGGCAAAUUGACACGGCAUAUUUUGGCCUGUACCAAGAAAUUUAGACCGGAAAGAAACUUGGAGCCUGCCGCGGAUUGGGAGCCCCCGGCCAAGAUACCCAGAUUGAAUCGUGCGCGACCUGUCGGCCCUACUAAUCCAAAUGCGCUCGCUGCUAUGGCGAUGAGCGCUAAGGGUCCGCAACCGUUGCUACCUAAACUAUUACCGGCGCCGAUCACAGGUCGUGGAAGAGGGCGGCCACCGAUGCAACCGAGAUAUUCCGACCUGAAAACUUUGCGACCAGGUGCUACUACAAUGCGGCAAGAUAAUGUUGCAGGAAUGAUGUAUCGUCCUACAUCGUCCGGUUUAUUGGUACCCACGUCAUACCAGUUUGGUAGUAAUCAAAUAUUCCAGGUGGUGGGUGGUUCUGGGACUGUCAUGUCGGCUGUCUCGGGGGUGAGUAGCAGUAGCGGCGGCAGUUCCGGUCAACCCACACCAAUUGCACUUGUACCCAACGUUAUCGACUCUCUGUCUAGGUUGUCCUCAUCACAGAACACAACAUCCAGUCCGAAAAAUCCCACAGCGAAGCUAUUGAGUCAACCGAGUAUAUCUAUUACUCCAUUACCACGUACAACAUCUCAAACCUCCAUUCCAGGAACAGGAACUUCUUCAAAGUCUGGAGGAAAAAAUACAUUUGUUAUAUGUGAAAUUUGUGAUGGAUAUAUUAAGGAUCUAGAACAAUUACGAAAUCAUAUGCAAUGGAUCCAUAAAGUGAAAAUACAUCCAAAGAUGAUUUAUAAUAGACCUCCAUUAAACUGCCAGAAAUGCCAAUUCCGAUUUUUCACAGAUCAGGGUUUGGAGAGACAUUUGUUGGGAUCUCACGGGCUGGUCACAUCCAGCAUGCAAGAAGCGGCGAAUAAAGGAAAGGAUGCGGGUCGUUGUCCGGCUUGUGGCAGGGUAUAUCAAUGGAAGUUAUUAAAUCACGUUGCUCGAGAUCACGGGAUGACAUUGAAGCCGGCACAUCUAUCGUAUAAGUGUACAGUUUGCACUGCCACAUUCGGAAUGUACAAGCAAUUCGAGAACCACGUGUACUCGGCGCACAGCGUCGUGGCGAAGAGAGUGAUGGAUAAAAAGAAUGCGCCCGCAUCUCCAUCGUCCAGAUCGAACGAUUCGCUUCUAAAACCAUUGAAGAUCAACGACGAGAUUACGAUUAUCCCGCAGCCAGCGAAGCCCACAACUAGAUCCGGCGCGACUCAAGGCAGAGGAAAAUAGCAAUGAUGAGCUUGAGUGAUACUUGUGUCUUGUCCGAUCGAAUUUCGCAUAUAACUCUUUGUGGUACUCCAUACCGAUCACUGGCGAACGCACAGUGAUCAACGUGCCGUGUACAUGUGUAUACUAUGCUUAAGAUGCGAGUUUUAAAAAAAAGAAAAAAAAACACCUAAAGGGGAAAAAAGGAAAAAAAGAAAAAGAAAACGCGACUCUCACGACGACAGGAAUCUAAUUGACUGCGUAAUAAUAUUCCAUCAAUGAUUAUACCGAUAUAUUUAUUUAAGAAUUUUUAUUGUUGUUAUCGGACCUACAUAAAAUAGACUGUAAAAAAAAAACAUUAAAGGGUGGCCUUCAGUCUGACUCCUUGGUUAACUCCUAGAGCUGCAUA